GUCAGUUUGGAGGACCCAURUCUGGGCCACAGCCAGGCAUUCCAGGGGGCUUCCCUGGAGCACCAGGUGGACUAGCUGGACCUCCUCAGAAGAAACUGGACCUGGAUUCUAUCCCAGGCAUUACCCAAGUGAUAGAGGACGACAAAGCAAAGUUUGGGGGACAAAUCUUCAGCACAAACGUCAGAGGGCAGGUCCCGCCUCUCGUCACCACCGACUUCACAGCUCAGGAUCAAGGGAACGCCAGUCCAAGAUUCAUCCGCUGCACCACCUACUCACUGCCCUGCACCGCCGAUCUGGCCAAACAGUGCCAAGUCCCUCUGGCUGCCAUCAUCAAACCRUUUGCCAGUUUGCCAAAAAAUGAAACUCCUCUGUAUAUUGUAAAUCAUGGAGACACGGGCCCGGUCCGCUGCAACCGCUGUAAGGCCUACAUGUGUCCUUACAUGCAGUUCAUCGACGGCGGCCGUCGUUUCCAGUGCGGUUUCUGCAACUGCGUCAAUGAAGUGCCCGUCUUUUACUUCCAACACCUUGACCACAUGGGUCGGAGGGUGGAUUUCUACGAGAGGCCUGAGCUGUCGCUKGGAUCUUAUGAGUUUGUUGCAACUCUUGAUUAUUGCAAGAACAACAAGCCUCCCAACCCUCCUGCCUUUAUCUUUAUGAUCGACGUGUCCUAUAACAACAUCAAAAGCGGUCUGGUCAAGCUGAUCUGCGAUGAGCUCAAAACUCUGCUGGAGARGCUGCCCAGGGAGGAAGGUGCAGAGAGCUCUGCCAUAAAGGUGGGCUUUGUUACCUACAACAAGGUGCUUCACUUCUACAACGUAAAGAGCGCUCUGGCCCAGCCRCAGAUGAUGGUGGUGUCAGACACGGCCGAGAUGUUCGUCCCUCUGCUCGACGGCUUCCUCGUGAACUACGAGGACUCGAGAGCCGUUAUCUACAACCUCCUGGAUCAGAUCCCUGACAUGUUUGCAGACACAAACGAGAGUGAAACGGUCUUUGCCCCCGUCAUCCAGGCCGGCAUGGAGGCGUUUAAGGCAGCAGAAUGCAGCGGGAAGCUUUUCAUCUUUCACUCAUCGAUGCCCACAGCUGAGGCUCCGGGCAAACUCAAGAACCGUGACGACAAAAAGCUGGUCGGCACAGACAAGGAGAAAAUCUUGUUUCAGCCUCAGAAAGGUGUGUAUGAGCAGCUGGCUAAAGACUGUGUGACCCAGGGGUGCUGCGUGGAUCUCUUCCUGUUCCCCAGUCAGUACUCAGACUUGGCCACCAUGGCCGAUGUGCCGUCCCACACCGGAGGCUCCRUCUACAAGUACAACAACUUCCAGAUUGAGACAGACGGCGAGCAUUUCCUCAGAGACUUGAGGAAGGAUGUAGAAAAACACAUUGGAUUUGAUGGAAUCAUGCGAGUUCGGACCAGCACAGGCUUCAGAGCCACAGAUUUCUUCGGGGCGGUCCACAUGAACAACACCACAGAUAUUGAGAUGGCAGCUGUGGAUUGUGACAAAGCCCUGACGGUGGAGUUUAAACACGAUGACACGCUCAGCGAGGAGACCGGAGCGCUGCUUCAGUGUGCCUUGCUCUACACCACCAUCGGCGGGCAGCGGCGUCUCCGCAUCCACAACCUGAGUCUGAACUGCAGCUCGCAGCUGUCCGAGCUCUACAAGAGCUGCGAGACGGACGCACUCAUCAACUUCUUCGCCAAAUCAGCUUACCGUGCCAUAUUGAACCAGCCUAUAAAGAACUUGAGGGAGAUCCUGGUCAACCAGACUGCCCACAUGUUGGCCUGCUACAGGAAGAACUGCGCCAGCCCCUCAGCUGCCAGCCAGCUGAUCCUGCCCGAUUCCAUGAAAGUGUUCCCCGUCUACAUGAACAGCCUGAUGAAAACCGCCCCCCUGCUGGGCAACACCGAGCUCCCUACAGACGACAGGGCCCACCAGAGGCUGUCAGUCAUGGCCAUGGGGGUGGAGGACACCCAGCUGCUGCUCUACCCACGCCUCCUCCCGCUGCACAACAUUGAUGUCAGCAGCGACGGAGUGCCGGCUCCGGUUCGCUGCUCCGAGGAGAGACUUACAGAUUCUGGCACAUUCCUGCUGGAGAACGGGAACGUCAUGUUUCUGUGGCUCGGACAAGCGAGCCCACCAGACCUGAUCCAGAACCUCUUCAAUGUGCCCUCYCUCGCUCAUUUACAAGGAAACAUGACUUCACUCCCAGAGCUGGACAACCCGCUGUCAAAGAAGGUUCGGUCCAUCAUCGGUGAUCUUCUUCAGAAGAGGCCAAACUCUAUGAAGCUGCAGCUCGUGAGGCAGAAAGACAAACUGGAGAUGCUGUUCCGUCAGUUUCUGGUGGAGGAUAAGGGUCUGCACGGCGGAGCCUCCUACAUGGACUUCCUCUGCUACGUUCACAGAGAGAUCAGGCAGCUGCUCACCUAACCCGACCUCCUCCUCCUCCUCCUCCUCUCCACAAGCCUGAGAGAACCAACCUCCUGCAGAGAACUCCCAGGAUCCGCCUCUGUAGGACUGAAAUAGUUCAGGUGAUCCACACAAAGUUUCAAAGCCAUCCGAAUGGAAACAGAAGCAGAGAGCUUUUCAGGAGUCCAGCAGCUUUAUUCUUUGAAUAUUUAUCACUCAGGAGGGCUUUCGAGUAAAUCUGUAGAAAGGACUUGGACAUGUAGAUACUUAAUGAGAUGAGCGGACUGGAACCACCACGGCUCUUUAUGCCCACCAGCAGGAGCAAUACAUCCACUACAUUAUCACUUACCUACAGCAUUUAUUUUCAUUUAACUUGAUACAUUUAUAGCAUCUAGAAAAGCUUAUUAGUGCCUUUCCACUCUCCUAAGGAGACAAAGGAUAUCUCAGUAAAUGUUUCGUUGCUGUCUGACUGAGAAGUCUGUUUCAAUAAAAAUCUUGAAAAUCCCAAAUGUAACAAGAACAGCAGCAAAUCUGUCCUGUUUUGACACAACUGAUUCAAAGUGUUGGAUCCACACAUGUCCCCCUCCACCAAACGUCACAUUCUUUGCCCAUUUAUGGCCGAAUCCUCUCCUCUCUCGGCGCGGCCAUGCAGAAAGCCGUUUUGUUUUGGCGUUCUGAGUGCACGACGAGGCGAGCACAGCUGUCGCUCGACCGUACAGGCUGCAGCAAACCAGGACCGAGUGGAGAAGAAGAAAACAAUUUAGUUUUUCUUCAGUCUUUGAGGUGGAGUCGGCGGAGAAGUCUUUGUUGAAAGGCAUUGAAAUUGUAUUUUUAUGUUCCUACAGAAGUUUUACUAUAAGUUUACAGCAAUUUGCACACAUUAAUGAAAAACUAAAGAAAAAAAAACCUAGCUUUUUACCACAGUCUGGAUGAAAUUAGAAAUAGCAAUAAAUCCAUAUUUCUCCUUCCUCAUUCUACUCCGUUAUUCCGACACUCGUAACACUGUCCAUGUGGGUGCUGAGCUGUGAUUGGCUGAAAUGUCCAAUUUGGAGUAAAAACCAAUGCUAUUAUUGCAGUCCUUUGUGACUGAUUUUGCACAAAAYAUUUAAUUACAAUGAAGAUAAAAUUUCAAAACCCAGUGCAGCUCUAAUUCUCCUUUCAUCAGGUCACCUUCAGUGUACAGGAAGUUUACUCGUUUAAUCAAUUAGAUCCUGAAAUCAUUCCAGUUCUGUACAGUGUACUGUUUUUGUUUUUAUAAGUAAUUCCUUCAMCAUAAUUUGUUAUUCCUCUGAAUAAUCUUUAAACCUUUGCAGUUAUUUGUGCAUUUAAAAGUGCAACUUGUGUYUUUCACAUCUCCACCUGCCUGAUGUUUAAAAUGUUUUGUCAGAGUAAGACAUGACUGGCUGCUCUGUUUGGUUUGUCUGCAAACUUAUCUCAGGUGAUUUAAUGUUUUAAGAAACAACAAAAAAAAGCAGUGAUUGAAUCAAAGGGAAAAGAUGGAUGGCUCUUUGUGCGGCACACUUGAUGUUUUCAUGAACAUUUCAUUACAAAAUGUAACGUUUUUGCAAAUUAAAACAUUGAACUGUAA
Austrofundulus limnaeus is the source of this 3987-nucleotide messenger RNA. Its product is annotated as protein transport protein Sec24D. Lineage: Eukaryota; Metazoa; Chordata; Actinopteri; Cyprinodontiformes; Rivulidae. Gene Ontology annotation, biological process: intracellular protein transport; endoplasmic reticulum to Golgi vesicle-mediated transport; COPII-coated vesicle cargo loading. Gene Ontology annotation, cellular component: COPII vesicle coat; endoplasmic reticulum exit site. Gene Ontology annotation, molecular function: zinc ion binding; SNARE binding. The record is from RefSeq and is a predicted model, not a curated record.